AUGGCCGCCGUCAAUGUCAAAGCUGCAGCCACCGAUUUCCUUGACUUUGUCAAUGCAUCCCCGACACCCUUCCAUGCUGUCAAGUCCAUCAAGGAACGACUGACCUCGGUGGGGUUCAAGCAGAUCAAGGAAAAAGAGUCCUGGUCCUCGACGUGCCUGCCUGGUGGGAAAUAUUUCCUCACACGAAAUGGAUCGACCAUCGUCGCAUUUGCAAUCGGCAAGAAGUGGAAGCCUGGCAAUCCCAUUUCGAUGGUCGGUGCCCAUACCGAUUCGCCGUGUCUGCGCAUCAAACCCGUGAGCAAGAAACAGGGCGACGGGUUUCUCCAAGUCGGUGUUGAAACAUAUGGAGGGGGGCUAUGGCAUACUUGGUUCGAUCGCGAUUUGGGUGUCGCAGGCAGAGUAAUGGUCAGAGGCAGCGACGGCAACGUUGUUCAAAAGUUGGUUCAUAUCAAGAAACCCAUCCUCCGCAUUCCCACACUCGCUGUCCAUCUCGAUCGACAGGAGACGUUCUCCUUCAACAAAGAAACUCAGCUUUUCCCCAUUGCUGGUCUAGUAGCUGCCGAACUCAAACGGCAGGAUGACAAGAAGAGCAACAGCGACAAGGAAGAGGAAGAGCAAGAUAAACCGUUCACUCCUUUGAAAGCAAUGACAACAAGACAUCACCCUCACAUCGUCGAGGUGAUUGCCGCAGAUGCCGGUGUUUCGGCUGAGGAGAUUAUUGAUUUUGAGAUUGUGCUCUAUGACACUCAAAAGGCAUGCUUGGGAGGUCUCUCGGACGAGUUCAUCUUUUCCGCGAGGCUCGAUAACCUGAACCAAACCUACUGUGCAACGAUGGGCUUGAUCGAUUCGCUAAAAUCUGCGUCGGCGCUCGACGACGAGUCCUCAAUACGCCUCAUUGCAUGUUUCGACCAUGAGGAGAUUGGCAGUAUGACUGCCCAGGGAGCCUUUUCCAUGAUGCUGCCAGCCAUCAUUCGUCGACUCUCUGUCCUGCCAUCCUCAUCAUUUGUGGGAGAGGAUUCGGAAGAAUCUUACGACCACGCCAGCGAUCCAGAGCUGUCCACUGCGUACGAGCAAACUCUCUCAAGCUCAUUCCUGCUCUCGGCAGAUAUGGCUCACUCCGUCAAUCCCAACUAUGGGGCCAAGUAUGAAUCCGACCACCGACCAGAGAUGAAUCAAGGGCCCGUUAUCAAGAUCAAUGCGAAUGCGAGAUACGCCACUAACUCACCCGGUAUAGUACUGCUUCAGGAGGUCGCGCGAAAAGCGGCCAAAGUCAUCGACAGCGAUCCAGAGGGAGUGCCGCUGCAGUUGUUUGUUGUGCGAAACGACUCCAGCUGUGGAAGCACCAUUGGUCCUAUGCUGUCUGCUCAUCUGGGUGCUCGCACGCUCGAUCUUGGGAACCCACAACUUUCGAUGCACAGCUGCCGCGAAACUGGAGGCGCAGAUGAUGUUCAUCAUGCUAUCAGACUGUUCAGCAGCUUUUUCCAGCAUUAUUCUGCUUUGGAGAAGACAAUUCUGGUCGACUAA
Fonsecaea nubica is the source of this 1524-nucleotide messenger RNA. RefSeq names its product aspartyl aminopeptidase. Gene Ontology annotation, molecular function: zinc ion binding; metalloaminopeptidase activity. The transcript is spliced from 2 exons. Gene Ontology annotation, biological process: proteolysis. Bases 1 to 1524 code for a protein of 507 amino acids. Lineage: Eukaryota; Fungi; Ascomycota; Eurotiomycetes; Chaetothyriales; Herpotrichiellaceae. Gene Ontology annotation, cellular component: fungal-type vacuole. The record is from RefSeq and is a predicted model, not a curated record.